Molecule: messenger RNA, 917 nt
Organism: Telopea speciosissima
Lineage: Eukaryota; Viridiplantae; Streptophyta; Magnoliopsida; Proteales; Proteaceae
Product: protein YIF1B-like
Exons: 6
Coding region: 104-898 (264 amino acids)
Biological process (GO): endoplasmic reticulum to Golgi vesicle-mediated transport
Cellular component (GO): endoplasmic reticulum membrane; Golgi membrane; COPII-coated ER to Golgi transport vesicle
Source: RefSeq, a predicted model, not a curated record
CUCUCUCUAUUCGUUGAGAUCUGGGGUUUCCUUAUUGGCUUUGUUCGUUCAAGUCCAGGCUCAAAUCUCCCGCAAACAUACGGUUUCAGAGCAAUCUCCAGAAAUGUAUGAUAAUAUGGGAGCACAGUCUGGGGUGCCAAGGCCUCCCUACCCUCAAAGCAAUCCUCUAGGGAAUGCAUUCUAUGGAGCUGGUUCAGGACUCAUCCAAGGUGGACUGGGUGCAUAUGGAGAGAAAAUCCUGGGUUCAAGCUCUGAAAAUGUACAAAGCAUUAUAAGCAAGUAUUUCUCCGAUCCCCAGUACUAUUUCCAGGUGAAUGACCAGUAUGUGAGGAACAAAUUGAAGGUUAUUCUAUUUCCAUUCCUACACAGGGGGCAUUGGACGAGGAUAGCCGAACCAGUUGGGGGCAGGCUCUCCUAUAGACCUCCAAUCUAUGACAUAAAUGCUCCAGAUUUGUACAUUCCCUUAAUGGGAUUUGGUACCUAUGUGGUUCUUGCCGGUUUCUCGCUGGGACUUAUUGGGAAGUUUAGCCCAGAAGCUUUAACUUUGCAGUUCACCAGAGGACUACUAGGCUGGUUUUUACAAGUUCUGCUGCUUAAAUCAUCACUGUAUUCAUUGGGGAUUGGAGAGGCACCUCUGCUGGACAUUGUGGCAUAUGGUGGUUAUGCUUUUACUGGGAUGUGUGUGGCUGUUUUGGGUAGGUUCUUGUGGGGCUACACAUACUAUUUCCUGAUGCCAUGGAUGUGUUUGUGCAUGGGGAUCUUCUUGGUGAAGACGAUGAAGCAAGUACUGUUUGCAGAGGUGAGGAAUUAUGAUUCGAGCAAGCAUCACUAUCUCUUGCUUUUCAUGGCUUUGGUCCAGUUCCCUUUUUUCAUCUGGCUUGGCAACAUAGGGGCUUGAUUUUGAUUUUGCUGUUGUC